AUGGCCUCCCCUGCGGACACAAAUGGCGCCUCUCCUUCGCACACGAAACGUCCACUGCAGCGAAACUCCUCCAAGCUUGGUCGUUCUUUGAGUUAUAUCUCGUCCGCUCUGAGCCUCGGAUCGUCCAGCAACAUGUCGAGCACCCGCAGACGUGCGAACACGAAGCUCACGCCUUUCGAGCGAUUCAUGCAACUCGGGAGGAGGAACAGUGACGGGACUACCCAGUUUCCUCCCCCGCAUUGGACUGAUUCCGCAGAUGCUGCAUCUUCGAGCACGUCGCAGGCAGAUGCACCAGCGGUGGAAGGUAACAUCGGUGUUGCUACAGAUGCGCCAGUGCGGUCAGGGUCGCCGGAAACCAUCCUCAUAGAGCGCGAGGACCUCCUUGCCACCCCCACAACCGCUGAGCCCCAAGCGGUUGCGGAUGUACCUGAGGAGUCCCCAGAAGCUGAAGGAGAAGACGGGCAUGCAGACUCAGAGCCUGCCCCGGAGCCCUCAUACCUCGCACGCAAGAUUCAAGCGCUACUCGCGACCCUACCUAUUCCGUCCCAGCCGCAGACACCAGCCGUGGAGACUGUACCAUCCAGCCAGGCGGAUCCCGCGCAUCUGCCAAAGCUCCCGCUGCCUGCCUGGAUCGCAGAUUCACGACUCAUGUCGUACAUAACCUCGCCACAGGUCAUGAACGGCUCCGCGGCGAAGGACCGCGCGAGCGUAUGGGACAUGCUGGAUCGGCUGAAGUCCACAACGGGUAUGUCGAGGUCUACGUCAUCCGCAGACAAGGGCAAGGCACCUGCGGGACCAGCAGACGGAGUGGCCUCUGCACCUCCACCCGACGACAGCUCGGAGGUCGAGAUUGCACGCUCGGAGGUGAUUUCCAUGUUCAGCGACCAGACGACCAUACAUGAGCACGAGCCGGAGACGAAGGAGGAGAAAACACUACGAGAGCGUCUGGCGCAUAUGUGGCCGGCGGAUGGGAUGCGGAUCGGUGGGCAUAGACUUCCGACGGAGCAGCCUACGGAGAGGAGGAUAUGGGUGCCGUCGAAGGACAAGAUCUCGUUGGAGAUUCGGUGGUGGGGAUAUAGAAUUUACUUACCGCCGCCGGUUUUGGGUGUUCUGGACAACAAACGUAUGGAAAGUACCAAGCGCGCUGCACUAUUGACAACCGCUCUCAAGUGGCUCCUGGAUCACAUACCAAUGGCAGCUAUCCCCAUCCAGAUGCGACCUGCCAUGCCACUGUUUAAGCGCAUCAUUCCGUACAUGGGCUAUAUCGGCGCGUUCGUCGCGUGGAGUUGGGAUGCGAUCAGAGCAUUCGACAAGGGAAACGGCGUGACUCUCACCGCCACUUGGCUACUCACCUUUGCUCUCGUCCCCGGAACCUGGGACGACGAUAUGUUCCCGGAGGUGGCGCCACCAGCCCCUGCUUCGGGCAACCCUCCCAUUGGCACCCCGGGGGCCACAAGCCAGAAGGCAUGA
Fomitopsis serialis is the source of this 1470-nucleotide messenger RNA. RefSeq lists its product as uncharacterized. NCBI's taxonomy places the organism in Eukaryota, Fungi, Basidiomycota, Agaricomycetes, Polyporales, Fomitopsidaceae. The coding region runs from base 1 to 1470 and encodes 489 amino acids. The transcript has 4 exons. The record is from RefSeq and is a predicted model, not a curated record.